This is a messenger RNA of Adineta ricciae, 3300 nucleotides long. Lineage: Eukaryota; Metazoa; Rotifera; Eurotatoria; Adinetida; Adinetidae. The record is from the annotation of a GenBank genome assembly.
AUGUAUGAGGCAGCAAUUGAUGGCGAUGAGGAGUACUUUAAUCAAUGGCUGCUAACAAUGAAACAAGAUGAUGUAUCGAUAACGACAAUUAAAAGUGAAAUUGAAAAACUCGACCAGGAACAGUAUUCUGUGUUACACUAUGCUAUUCGAUAUAAUCAGUUGCAUUUAGCACAAAAAUUCAUCGAAGAAUUCCGUUGCGAUGUGAAUCUUGCUGGUUUGAAUGGCGAAACACCAUUGCAUACAGCUGCUCGUUACACUCAAACUAAACUAACCAGAGAAAAUGCCAUCACUUGUUUAGUUAAUUAUCAAGCUGAUAUUUCCAAACGCGACUAUUAUGGUCGAACACCACUUCACCAUGCGGCGAUGAGAAAUAAUUGUACUAACGCGAAACAAUUAAUCGAACUCAACGCCCCGAUUGAUAUCAUUGAUCAAAAUCACGCGUCACCACUUCAUCUAGCUUCUCGUUUCGAUGCAACCGAUUGUGUUCGAUUAUUUCUUGAACAAGGCGCACAGAUUGAUCGACAAGAUGCGAACGGAAACACGCCAUUGCACUGCUUAGCGUUAUCGCCCUCGAUUGUCAAAAACAAAAUGAUUCAAAAUACAACAGCUUAUUUGUUAUUAGACAUAGCGAAAGAUCGUCUUGAUUAUUAUCUUGAAAUGUUCAAUCACGAAGACAAAACAGCGUUGAGUCUUGCAUGCGAACACGGAAAUCAAGAUCUAGUACGAAUUCUUCUUCUUUACGGGGCAAAUGCACAGAAUUGUAUGACCAUUCAUAUGGCAAUUAAAUCAGGUAAUCCGGAUAUUGUUCAAUAUCUAUUAGAAUCACAAAUGAAACACGAUUUUCACACGUCAUUCCAUAUGGCUUGUCAGUAUAAUCGAACUGAUAUUCUACGAAUGCUAAUCGAUCACUCCAGCGACCAUUCAAAUAUUGAAAUUCGUGAUCAUCGAGGUUAUACGCCGUUACUGACAGCUAGUUAUUAUAAUCAUCAUGAUUGUAUGCAAAUACUUCUAUCCAAUGGUGCGAAUUUGUUUGCGGUGGACUAUGCGCGAAGAAAUAUCUUGCACAUUUGCGUAGAAAAGCAAUGCAACGAUGCGUUGAAAACAUGCUUGGAAUGUAUUAAAAAUGACAUUGAUAGUUAUGAACUAUUUACUACAGCUGAUCGGUAUGGAAAUACUGUGCUACAUACAGCUGCAAACUAUGGUUCACAUGAAAUCUGCGAAGUGCUCAUGAAUGUUAUCAAACAUAUCUUAUUCUUGUCCGGUUCGGAUGAAAACACAUUUCACCAGCAAUAUUUAUCGUUGAUUUUGAAGAAGAACAGAAAUCAGCGUACAUCAAUCCACGAAGCUGCGAAGAUUGGCAAUUUUGCAUUGAUGGAUUGUGUUUUUCGAAUUCUUGAAGCGAAUGUUCAGCAUAAAUUCACUGUGUGUGAAGCUGUCGAUGAUGAAUUUAAAACUAGUCUGCAUCUCGCCGCAGGUGAAGGUCAUGACAAGAUCGUGCAGUUUCUUCUCGCUCAAGGUGCAAACGUCUGUGUAUGUGAUAUGAACGACGUAACACCUAUGCAUGAAGCUGCAGCGCAUAAUUGUCGUCAUUGUGUGGAAAUUCUCCUUCAGAACGGCUCGUCGAUCAAUCAAUUCGAUGGGAAACAUCACACGCCGCUUCAUCGUGCAAGUCAACAUGGUCAUUGGGAAAUCGUUCGCUUGUUAUUGAAUUCCAAUGUUGAUGUUCGACUGGUAAAUUGUGAUGGUUACAAUAGUUUGGAAAUUGCAAUCGUGAACAAUUGUCAACUAACUGUACGAGAGUUUCUCCAGCACGAAACAUGGAUGAAAUCCUUGCGAAAUUGUCAAAUGGAGGUUUCAAGCAAUCGGAAAUACGAAGAUCUGUCCACACCGUUACGAAAAUUGAUUCGGUAUAUGCCCAAUGAAGCAGAGGAAGUGUUCACACGAUGUAUAACUGAACUUGGAGGAUCGGAGGAUCCAUCAUAUAAGAUCAUUUUUAAUUAUGAAUUUCUUGAAGAUCAAUUCGCGAUUCAAAAAUGGAAGCAAGACUGUUACACAUUACCUGGUGAUUCAUCGUCAAUAAAAAUCAAUAAGUGGAAUCCACUACAUUAUUUCAAGAAACAGACAAACGCGUCGUUAUUUGAUCACCACAUUCAUAGUCUUCGACAGAAUCAUCCUCUUUAUCUGAUCAUCACAUACCACCAACAUGACCUAUUGAAAAAUCCAUUAAUUGAACGAUUGAUUACACGUAAAUGGGUUCAAUUCAGUCGAUCAUUCUUUUGGAUACUAUUUCUUUUCUACGGUUUCUUCUUAGCUUCGUUUACUUUCACUAUUCUUCGUGUUCGUCACCCUCAAUAUUAUUAUUCGCUUUUUAAUGCAUCGAUAUCUUUGGUUAGCUGUGAAACAAUUUCAUUAAACCUUCUUCGGCAUGAGUCGUUCAUCUUAAUAAAGAAGAAUUUCUAUGACACGAUGAUCAAGUGGCUGUUGUUGAGCACAAUCUUAAUCCAUGUGGUCAAGAACGUUCUACUAAUUUGUAUACGCUUUCGAAUGUUCUUCGGUUUAUCGAAUAUUCUAGAAUUAAUCGCGUUAAUCUUGAGUAUUAUCUUUUCGCAUGACUUCUAUUCGUGGCAAAUGUCAAUUCGCUUUCGAUGUUCACUUCAAUGGCAAUGUGGGGCGAUCGGAAUUCUCAUUGCAUGGAUCACACUAAUUACUUAUGUGCAGUUUUUAUGGGCAUCUGGUAUAUAUGUCGUUAUGUUGGAGGUCAUCGUACGAAAAUUCCUCCGUUUUAUCCCAAUUUUACUGAUAUUUAUUCUUGGUUUCGGUCUAUCGUUCCACAUGCUGUUACAAAAUCAAAGUGUUUAUCAUCAUACAUUCGAUGCGUUAAUUCGCACGGUGUUAAUGUUAACCGGCGAAUUCAAUUACGAAGAGCACAUCUACCGUGGUGAGAAUGAAAAUGGUCGGUAUUACUAUGAAAUGGUAUUUCUACUCUAUGUGUUAUUCUGUAUUUUGAUAACAAUCCUAAUCAUGAAUUUACUGAUUGCCAAUGCUGUCGGCGAGAUUCCUCCAUUGAUUGAACAUGCCCAAGCGAAACAUUCAAUCAUGCGAGUCAAACUGAUUAUGAACUAUGAAAUAUUCUUAUCAACAUUCGAUUGUUUGAUUCCGUACCUAAAACAGCGAGCAAGACGUUUAAUUGAAAAGAAUCAAAAUGAAAUCAUCUAUCCCAAUAAAAUCAGUCGGUAUAAAUACAAAUACUAUCAGUUAAAGAAGUUUUUUGAUGAGAAAAGAAAGAAAUCUUUUGAAUAA